Staurois parvus is the source of this 360-nucleotide messenger RNA. The record is from the annotation of a GenBank genome assembly. NCBI's taxonomy places the organism in Eukaryota, Metazoa, Chordata, Amphibia, Anura, Ranidae.
GGAAGAGCGGAUAUAGUGAAUGUUGGGUCCGGGGAGAGCGGAUAUAGUGAAUGCGGGGUCCGGGGAGAGCGGAUAUAGUGAAUGCGGGGUCCGGGGAGAGCGGAUAUAGUGAAUGCGGGGUCCUGGGAGACCGGAUAUAGUGAAUGCGGGGUCCGGGGAGAGCGGAUAUAGUGAAUGCAGGGUCCGGGGGGAGCAGAUAUAGUGAAUGCGGGGUCCCGGGAGAGCGAUAUAGUGAAUGCGGGUCUGGGGGGAGCGGAUAUAGUGAAUGCGGGGUCCGGGGAGAGCGGAUAUAGUGAAUGCGGGGUCCCGGGAGAGCGGAUAUAGUGAAUGCGGGGUCCGGGGAGAUCAGAUAUAGUGAAU